Messenger RNA from Thermothielavioides terrestris NRRL 8126, 1648 nucleotides. RefSeq lists its product as uncharacterized. Bases 250 to 1548 code for a protein of 432 amino acids. Lineage: Eukaryota; Fungi; Ascomycota; Sordariomycetes; Sordariales; Chaetomiaceae. The transcript has a single exon. The record is from RefSeq and is a predicted model, not a curated record. Gene Ontology annotation, molecular function: protein binding.
UGGAGGCCGGUUUCCGUUUUGGGGACCGCCACAUCUCCCAUUGUUGCUCGGAAGAGUUGUUGGGGGCCAUGGCGGAAGCAAUCAAUAUUCCGUUCCAUCCACUCAUCCAGCGCGUUUGCCAGAAGUAAUCAGGUCAUGCCCAGCCACUCAUAAUGUAUCUUGAAUCCACGACAACCACAGCAACAAGGAUUCCGAACUCCCAAUCUCCUGGGUCCUGCUCCCCAACUCCUCCAUCGCCGGGCUUUCAUCAUGCCCGCGUUCCUGCACCUCCCAGAUGAAAUCCUGCUUCUCAUCGUCCGCGCGGUCGACCCUGAAGACUUGCGCGCCCUGCGACUGGUAUCUCGACGCCUGGGCGGCGUCGCACAGAUCCCCCUCGCCAAGACAUGCUUCGAGAGGCGCCGUGUCCUGCUGCAGCAGGACAGCCUGGAAACCCUCGUCGAGAUCUCCCGCCAUCCCGUGUUCGGUCCCGCAGUGAGGAUUCUGGUCGUCCUCAUGGACCACUUGCGGCCGGAUCUUGGUCCUGACGCCAGCAGAAGCCGGUUGUCCGGCGACGCGGCGCACGAAUCAAAGUCUGUCGAGGAGGAAGCGCGGCAGUACAGCCUCCUGCUCAUAGACCAGGAAGCCCUGAUGGAAACGGGACUCGGCACCACGUAUCUGGCGCAAGCGAUGGCAGGCCUCCCGAACUUGGAGUCGGUCGUGAUUGACGCGACCGAGUGGCCGAGGUGGGGGCCGAUCGUGGAACCCCGGGCGGGUCCGCAGUAUCUGCGUCUGUUCAUGUCCCCCUACACUAUCGAGUUCGUGCAAAAGGCGCUCUGCGCUGUUGUGCUGGCCGUCGCCACCGGCAAACCUUCCCUCGCCGAGUUAGAUAUAGCUAUUGGAAGCGAACACGGGGGCGGCAUCAGCCCUGGCAUGCUGCCCAGCUCCACCAGGCCGGCCCUGCAAUACGUCCGAAAGCGUCCCAUCAGCCUUUCCAGUUUGUGGUUAAGAUUUGCGGCCGAAAACUGGACGUUCGACCCCGUCAACGAUGAGCUGGAGAUGGUCUUAGAUUUCAUCAUGCUUUUCCCGAAACUGCAGAGCCUGUACAUCCGAUUCGAAGGGGAGAUCGACCGGCCAGAAUUGAUGAACGGCCUCUCACAGAGAUUGCGGCUGCCAAACCUGCGAUUUCUGGGCCUCGGGGAACUCCAAUGUACCGAGCGUGAACUCAUAUCGCUGUUGCGCGGCCAUAAAGACACGCUCGAGGAGGUGCGCCUCCAGGGCAUCUGUUUUGGCGGAGAUCAAGGCGGAAGCUGGCGGUCGCUGCUCAGGACCGUGCGCGACGAGCAACUGGUGCCGGCUCUCACGAUCGAGGAAUGUUCCACCGUCGGCGGGUGGGUGCUGUACGGCUUUGACAAAGCGAGCGACGAUGGCACCCCCACGACCACGACCUGGUAUGCGGAACGGUUCCGCAUCGGGGGCACCGGGUUUGCCUGGGCAGACGUCCUCGAUCACGUCACGGAAGACAACAAACAUUAUCCCAAGUUGGACUUGGGCCAAGUGUACCCCAUAUGAUUUGAGUAAUUUAAGUCGAGAGCUGCAAGGGGCUGACUUGAUCUCCGACGCCAUCUGCUUGCCUGUGCUCGCCGGGCGCUAAGUCUCAUGGUAACUUCUG